GCAACCGUCAAAAAUCAAAAUAUCAAUCGCUGUUGAUUUCAAAAUAAACAUUGAAAAUUAAGACAAAAUAUUACCAUGUCUGGUUUUAAAGCUUUACGUGAUAUAAGUAAACAGUUUGAAAAUGAAUUGAAACUACAUUCAUCAAAUAUAUUUUGUGCAAAAGUUGAUGAAAGUUUCGAAAAUGUUAUUGCAAAGAAAGUAAGGGAUAUUUCUUUAAUUACAUCAAAACUACGAUUAUUACAGGCCAAAACAUUAGCAGCCACACCACAAAUAAAAGAGACAAAUAAAGAUGAAAUCACAACAGCUAUCAAUGACUAUACGGACACAGUGACAUGGAAACUAAUUGAGCAGCAAAUUGUCAAAACUCUAACUCAAACUCAUUCUGUUAAAACUUUGGUUACCGCGCCCGAUAGAAGUUUGGACCCUGAACUGUUGGAAAGGAAAGAGAAAAUCAUAGCUCAAAUAAUGGAAUACAGCCAAAAAGAAAAAAUAUUACUAAAUUUGGAUGAAAUAUUGAAAGAGAGAGAAAUAAAAUUGUUAGAAGCAAGGAGAGAGUGGCAAGGAGUGUUUGGUAAUUUAAAAGAUAGUCAAAAUGUACUUCUUGAAGAGAGAGCUACGGGACCUUUGUAUAAAAAACUCCAAACGUUAGUGGAUAAAAUGGAAAUAAUGCGAUGGGUGAUAUCCAAGCUUGUGACGUCGAGCACGAGCGACUACGACUGGGCUACAGAUCCACACAGACGGUUGAAAGCAUUAGCGCUAACUAGGCAGUGCCAUACUGUACAUUCAUUUACUGAUGUUUGAUUAAAUAUGUAUUUCAUUAAUAUAA
Colias croceus (clouded yellow) is the source of this 826-nucleotide messenger RNA. RefSeq lists its product as uncharacterized. The record is from RefSeq and is a predicted model, not a curated record. NCBI's taxonomy places the organism in Eukaryota, Metazoa, Arthropoda, Insecta, Lepidoptera, Pieridae. The transcript is spliced from 4 exons. The coding region runs from base 76 to 801 and encodes 241 amino acids.